ACAAUACAAAAAGACAUAACCUGUCCAAAUCUAUGAAGUAUAAAUUCACGAAUGAAUAACGACGUCAUCGAGCGUUAUUUUCAUUUGCUGGACAAUUAUCAUUUGGCGGGAAUCCAUGAAAAUGUCACAUUAUCGCGACUUGAGAAAAAAAACAACAUGCUGUAUGUAUUAUAACCUAUGUGUAAUGACGUGAAAAAUUAUCUUGUCAAACAGCUACAUUAGAAAGAGUUGUAUUUUGUUUUUUAGAUAGUAAAAUUACUGUAAUCAUUUUCUUA
Messenger RNA from Spodoptera exigua (beet armyworm), 275 nucleotides. Lineage: Eukaryota; Metazoa; Arthropoda; Insecta; Lepidoptera; Noctuidae. The record is from the annotation of a GenBank genome assembly.